AUGACUUUACUAGCGUUGGUCUUCCUGCUUGCCUUCUUCCCAGCUCAACCUGCAAGCAGCAGAUACCUCCCCAAGGCAGCAAGUAACCCUGUGUUUGGACCACGGCAGGUUUAUGGUCUGCUCGGCGGGUCAGCUAUUGUGAAAUGCUUCUACCCUCCCACCAGUGUGAACAGACACGACAGGAAGUAUUGGUGCAGGCAAUCAGCCACGGGCUGCAGGACCAUUGUCUCCACCAGUGGCUACGUUGCUCCAGGCUACCAAGACAGGAUCUCCAUCCUUGACCACCCAGAUGCAGAAAGCUUCCAGAUCAACAUCACCCAGCUCACAGCUGCAGACACAGGCACCUACCAGUGUGGUGUGGGGAUCAAUGGCAGAGGCCUCUCCCACAAAGUCAAUCUGGAAGUUUCUGAAGGUCCACACCUGCCUGAGGGAGCUGAGCUCUACUAUGUGAAGCUGCACAGCACCCUGACCGUGUCCUGCAGCUUUGGGAAGGAUGCUGAGCUCCAAAGGAAGUACCUGUGCAAGAUGGGGAAAAAAGGCUGCUAUGACAUCGUUGAUAAUGGAAAGGAAGUUGACAAGGAUUUCGAAGGGCGGGUCCUGCUGAGCCUUCAGGAGGAUCCAGGCUCGUUCAGCGUUGUGAUCACUCAGAUGGGCUGGGAAGACUCAGGCUUGUACCUGUGUGGGUUCGGCACCUACGGGGUGAGCGGAGAGACCAAGGAACUGGACGUGCAUGUCUAUGAGGAGACAAGUGUUCCUCAAGGAAAGCCCACAGUACUUGGAGUAAAAGGAAGUUCAGCAACUUUUGAAUGCCAUUAUAACCCUCUCAAGAGGUCCUCCACCAAAUACUGGUGCAGGUGGAAACCAAACAGGUGUGAAUGGAUCAUAAGUGACGACGGGUACGUGGCACCUUUUUACGAAGGAAGAGUGGCCAUGUAUGACAGCCCAGACAACAGCUCAUUCACCAUCAUCCUGAACCAGCUGGAGAGCAAGGACGAAGGCUACUACUGGUGCAUGACAGAUGAUGUGAAGGAGCAGCAAUCAUCAACUCAGCUGAAGAUCAUAGAUGGAGAACCUGGACUGACAGGAGAGAAGGAAGUGGAGGCACGAGUGGGUUCCCGGGUCGAUCUGGCUUGUCACUAUCCAUGCAAGUACUACUCCUAUGAGAAGUACUGGUGCAAGUGGGACAGCCCCAGCUGCACACCCAUGCCUGCUUCAGACCAGAGGCAGCCAGGGCCCGGUGUUACCUGUGACACUGACAACAGGACAGUCAUCCUGAGCUUUGAUGCGGUGGCAGAGUCAGACCAGGGCUGGUACUGGUGUGGAGUGAAGCACAACGGGCACUACGGGGAGACCAUGGCAGUGCAGCUGCAGGUGACAGGAGGAAGCGAUGCCGAUCACAGCCUGGACCUCCUGGAUGUGGACAAACCCAGCCAGGCUGAGCCCCCCAGCCACGCUGAGCCUGGUGUUAUUCCCAAAGGAAGAGCCUUCAGUGAUGUUGGGGAGCAAAGCGCAGCUUCCUCGGAAAGCUCUGGUGAAAGCCGUGGUCCCAACACAAUUGCCUUGGUUGUGGGCCCAGUUGGUGCUGUGCUCCUGGUCCUGGCCACAGCCUUCGCUGUGUUUAAGUACAGGCAGCUGAAGAGAUCUGACCUGGUGUCUGUCGGGAGCUACAGGACAAACAUCAGCAUGUCAGACUUUGAGAGCGUGAAGGAGUACGGAGCCAGCAACAGCGCCUGCGUGAAGGAGAGCCAGGAGACCCAGCUGGGAGGGGAUGAGCUCAUCACCACCGGGGCCACCCCAGAGAACACUGCUGAGACAAAGAAGGCAAAAAGGAGCUCCAAGGAGGACGUUGACCUCGCCUACUCCGCCUUCCUCCUCACCUCUGGCAACAUCGUGCAGGACACCCCUGGGGGGGACAACAGGGACAGUGCUACUCCAGACGUGCCCCCUCCAGGCUGGACGGGACAGAUCUGA
Chaetura pelagica (chimney swift) is the source of this 1971-nucleotide messenger RNA. RefSeq names its product polymeric immunoglobulin receptor-like. Gene Ontology annotation, molecular function: transmembrane signaling receptor activity. NCBI's taxonomy places the organism in Eukaryota, Metazoa, Chordata, Aves, Apodiformes, Apodidae. The coding region runs from base 1 to 1971 and encodes 656 amino acids. The transcript is spliced from 10 exons. Gene Ontology annotation, cellular component: plasma membrane. The record is from RefSeq and is a predicted model, not a curated record.